UGUGACAGGAAAAUAAGUUUAGUUUUAUUUAAAUGACUAAACAUUUUUAAAUAUUUAAAAAUAAUUUGUUAGUUCUGUGUUAGGUUAGACGUUUAGAAGCACCAAGAGUCAUGGCAAUGUACUCAAACCAAAGUAGUGAUUGUUGUUUUAUUAUUUACAUACAUUUUCACCAAUUUGUGCUAUAAGAAGACCGAGCUAAAUAAAAAAAAUGAUAAUAUUUUACCCAAUAAAUUAAAGCAUGUGGUAGGGUGAGUAAUGGUACAGAAUUAUUAAAAUCUCUUUCAAACAGUAGAUGGCGGUACUGAGCUGCAGGCGAAUCCGUUUACAGGGGAAGAAAGAAGUCAGCCGUUCAAACAGAGCGGCGCUAUGAACGAACAGGCGUGGAUUCAAACAUUAACUCGAUUUCAGGCUCAGAGUCGUGGUUACGUGACCAGGAAAGGUCUGAGUUUGGUUCGGACACAGUUUGAGGAGAUAGUGCGAGAGAUUGAUGGAGGAUUGGAUCACCUGCAGUGGAGAGGAAACAUCAUUCCUAGACCUCACUUCACUGACUCUGAAAGCCUAUUGCUGCAGUAUGAGCGCUCCAGGUUUGAAUCCCUGGUUGAUUCAGAGCGGGAACAGAAGACUGAGAAUGAGGGCAGUGAGAAAUCUCUCUCACAGUCUGAAAGAGACGAAGCUACUGAAACAGCCAGCAGAAACGCUUCCACACCUUUGGAUGGUAUUGGGGACAAGAAAGGAGAGAAUAUGGUCGUACAAAACCUGAUGGAUGAAUCUACUACACUUUGCAGUACAGUGGAUUCAGAUGUCAGCCAUUGCAGUUUCAUUCAGACAGGGCCAAAUUUGCAUUUAGUUUUUAAAGACACAGCACAUACUCCUGACUCUCUGAAGCAGCAGAGGAGUACUUUAGCCAUGGAGCUGCUGUGGAUCCAGCAAGCCAUCAGUAGCAGAAAGAAAUAUCUUUCUCUAAAACAGAGGAUGGAUGUGCCACACUGAUGCUGGACCGGUUCUGAAGCUGUAGUAGUGUUCUUAUCAUUUAGAGCACAUUUGAGACUAUUUAAGAAUUGUUGUAAAUUAUAUUUAUUUAGAAACUUGAGUAGUUUGUGUUAAUGAGCAUUUUUAUUUUUGUACAAUCGUUGUUUAAGAAAUAAAUAUAAUUGUUUAUAUAAUUAUUAAUUAUAACUAUUUCUUCUGAAUCACAGAAAGCCAUAUUGUUCAGUCCUGUAUGGAGCACAAAGACUCCCAAAACAUACUGUUCAGUCAGUGUAGUAAUGUAUCUACUUGACAUUAUAUUCAGACUGGUAUAAGCACAGAAGAACUGACCUCUUGGUGUUGCCUGGUUUCUUUCAAGGUUUUUUUCCUUCCAUUAUCUAAAUCCAUUGUUUUUCUCGCCUUGCUGGAGCUGCCUUUCUCUUGCACACAGUACUACAUAUAUAGGUUACAUACAAUGUGUUAUGUAUAAGUAGUGUUAAACUAUGAGUGUUUAUGGGUGGUCGAUAUGAUCAAAAGCACAAUUUCAUAUUAUAUAGUUGAUAAUAUAAUCACAGCUGUGUGGUUGUUUAUAUUGUUGUUUUAAUGCAAACUGUUAUUGUGCUGCUGUAUAUGCAAUAUUGGUUAAAUAUAUUACAUAAUUAUAAGUAUACUCAACUUUAUUUAUGCUUUAAUGCAGUAUAUAGCAAAGUGUUCGAUAGUUCAUAUCGGUGUGGCUAUUAUUGCCUAGCUUGAAUCUUCUAAAUCUGACUAAUUUAGAUGUUAGAUAUUAAGGUAUUAUGCACAUGUCUGACAGACAGGAACUGGUCUACGGGGAAGAAAGUUCCUGGGAAAAAAGGUUCUGGGACAAAUUUUUCCAGGUAAUUUCAGUGGAAAAUUGGCUAAAGUCUGAUUUUAAACAGUUGUGAAGAGCUAUAAUAUUAAAAUUAAUUCAAUUUGACAGCAUGCAAUCUACAAAAUACUAUAUGAUAAUUAUAAUGGAAUUACAGGAAUCCAUGUUCAGUUACAUUAGAACAAACUUAAAUGUUGCUGCUUGCCGCUUUUGACUAAACAAUGACUUGUUUUAUGCUUAUUUAUUGCAAAUAAAGGCCGUUUUUCUUCUUUA
Messenger RNA from Puntigrus tetrazona (Sumatra barb), 2089 nucleotides. RefSeq names its product IQ motif containing C (gene iqcc). Gene Ontology annotation, molecular function: protein binding. Lineage: Eukaryota; Metazoa; Chordata; Actinopteri; Cypriniformes; Cyprinidae. The transcript is spliced from 5 exons. The record is from RefSeq and is a predicted model, not a curated record. The coding region runs from base 367 to 990 and encodes 207 amino acids.